AGGGAGAGAGAGAAUAUGAGAAAAGCAGGGACAGACCGCAGAGCGUCACACUUAAGCGGCCAUUACGGCUGGAGAAGCAUGCGGGCGGCAGGACGCCGACAGAGCCGGGAAUAGGAAGCCCAAGUCCGGAUACGGUUUCGCCUGGAGCUCCGCCGACUUGGGGACGGAAACAAGGCACGCCACCCCCCUUACUCCCCCCUUCUCCCUCCACGGACACUCAUCUGGGGUGUGGAGGAUUUCCCCCCCUUUCCUCUCACUCAUUCAGGAGCCUCAUAAAGCAGGAAUCGCCGGGUGGAAGCGAACGCAGACACCGAGCGCUGCGACUGUGUGUUCCCGCACACAAACACUCACACACCGCGAUAAUGGAGAGAUAACGUUUAUGUAACCGUCAUUUUUGAGUCUUUUACGGGUCAUUAUUUUUACAUAAACGCUUUAAUUGGAGAUUUUUUGUUGCCCUUUUUUAUUCACAAUCAUUCCUAAGGAUUAUCUACACCGGCUUUUGGAAGUGAGCUAACAAGCUUGGCUCUAGUUUUCCCCCGGGCAGCUGUUUGAUUUGGACGUCUCGGAGAGACACAGAGCUGGAGCCGGGGCUGGAGCCUGAGCGGGGGCUUGACUCUCAGCAGCGCACCGGGUCACUGCGGUAGUCUGCAGGCCGACCCCUCUCUUCUGACAAGCCGGCGUCAGAGUCACCAUGGCUGGGUUCAUACCGGGUCUGCUGCCGACAAACCAUUCGCAGGAAAAGGAGUUUGCCAAGGCUUAUGAGGAUGUGCUGGAGAGAUAUAAAGAUGAGCGGGACAGGGUGCAGAAGAAAACCUUCACAAAAUGGGUCAACAAACAUCUCAUCAAGGUGAGGAAACAUAUCACAGACUUGUACGAAGACCUGAGGGAUGGACACAACCUCAUCUCCUUGCUGGAGGUUCUCUCUGGAGUCACGCUGCCCAGAGAAAAGGGGAGGAUGAGAUUUCAUCGACUACAGAAUGUCCAAAUAGCACUGAACUUCCUCAAACAGAGACAGGUCAAACUUGUGAACAUCAGGAACGACGACAUCACAGAUGGGAACCCCAAACUCACAUUAGGUCUCAUCUGGACCAUCAUCCUCCACUUCCAGAUCUCAGAGAUCUACGUGUGCGGUGAGUCGAGCGACCUCACAGCCAAAGAGAAGCUGUUGUUAUGGAGCCAGCAGGCGACAGAAGGCUACAGCGGCCUCCGCUGCGUCAACUUCACCUCGUCCUGGAGCGACGGACGCAUGUUCAACGCUCUGCUGCACAGAUACAGGCCCGACCUGAUCGACAUGGAGGUGCUGUCUCAGCAGAGUAACCGUGAGAACCUGGAGCAGGCCUUCGAGAUCGCAGAGGCGUUAGGAGUGACCAGACUGCUGGACGCUGAGGACGUCGAUGUUCCUUCUCCAGAUGAGAAGUCAGUCAUCACCUACGUCUCUUCCAUCUAUGAUGCUUUCCCCAAAAUCCCUGAGGGAGGAGAGGGCAUCACUGCACAUGAGGUGGACCAGCGCUGGUCAGAGUAUCAGUCCAGGUUCUCGUCUUUGCUCCAGUGGAGCCGCCAGCAUACGGCCGUCAUGGCCAACAAGAAUUUCCCACAAAACCCUGUAGAACUCAAGGCACUUUACAACGAGUACGUCCAUUUCAAGGAGACGGAGAUCCCUGCAAAGGAGGUGGAGAAAGGUGACGUGGAACACCUCUACAAACUGCUGGAGGUGUGGAUCGAGUUUGGUCGUAUCAAACUUCCUCAGGGCCUCCAUCCUAACGAUCUUGAGGAGGAGUGGGGCAAACUCAUCCUGGAGAUGCUGGAAAGAGAGAAGGCUCUAAGGCCGGCUGUGGAGAGGUUAGAGCUGCUGCUUCAAAGGGCCAAUAAGUUUCAGAACAUGGCUCUGGACUGUGAGGAGAAACUCACCCUCGCCAAGAACACACUCCAGGCUGACAUGUCUCGGGUGGAGAGCGGCGAGGCGGUGCAGUGUGAGAAAGAACUGGCCUGUUACCUGCAGGACUGCGAGUCUCUGAUCCGAGAUCUCGACCAGGAGCUCAAAGUCCUGCGAGAGGAGAAGUAUUAUCAGGUGGAGCAGCUGGCGUUCAGAGUGUCCUGCCUUCAGGAGGAGCUGGUCUCCCUCAGACUGCAGUGCUCCAGCGUCUACAGGAAAGGACACUUCACUCAGACUCUGGGCAGCACCGCAGCGGAGCACACCAGGCAGCGAGCCACCGACGGUGGCCUCUCACUGGGGCAGAUGCUGCUGGGAGCCGUGGGAGCUGUGGGAGCCGUGGGAGCCGCGCUCCUGAGGCGACCCAUGGCUCGCUCUCAGCUGGUGGCCAUGUCUUCAUCCGAGGACGAAGGAAGCCUGAGGUUCAUCUACGAGCUGCUUGGAUGGGUGGAAGAGACGCAGGAGCUGUUGGAGCGAGCAGAGUGGGGCGCAGACCUUCCAUCUGUGGAAAACAACCUUCAAGAGCACAACGACGUACACACAGCGGUCGAGGAGUUAAUGAGCAGCCUGCAGGAAGCACGGAGCUACGAGGCAAAAGUUUCCCUGAAUUUCAAGGGCAGUUACUCUGAAACCCUGGCAAAGCUGGAGCACCAAUACUGCAAACUACUGGAACACUCGUCAUGGCGCCUGCGGAGCUUGGAGAGCCUGCACGCGUUCGUGUCGCACUGCACUGAGGAGCUGAUCUGGCUCAACGAGAGGGAGGAGGAGGAAAUCGCCUACGACUGGAGCGAGAGCAACGCCAACAUGAGCGCAAAGAGAGAAUUGUACAGCGAAAUGAGGUCAGAGCUGGACGAGAAGCGGGAUGUGAUGCGGUCGCUGCAGGACACGGCGAGUCGUCUGUGUCUGGAGAAUCAUCCCGCCAAACAGACUGUGGAGGCGUACAGUGCAGCGCUGCAGACUCAGUGGCAGUGGGUGGACCAGCUGUGUGUGUGUGUAGAACAACAUCUCAGAGAUAACACGGCAUACUUCCAGUUUAUGAGCGACGCCCGGGACUGUGAGUCGUACCUGCGACAGCUCCAGGAAACCAUCAAGAGACAGUACACCUGUGACAAGAACAGCAGACUCAGCAAACUGGAAGACCUGCUGCAGGACUCCAUGGAGGAGAAGGAGCAGCUGAUCGAGUACAGGAGCACGGUGGCAAGUCUGGUGGGCCGGGCCAAGACGGUGGUGCAGCUCCACCCCCGCAGCGCGGAAAGCAACCUCGGCGUCACCACGCCCAUCAAAGCCAUCUGCGACUACAGACAGAUAGAGACAAACGUUCAGAUCACAAUAACCCGAGGAGAGGAGUGUGUUCUGGAGGACAACUCCCAGAGGACCAAAUGGAAGGUGAUCAGUCCCACGGGGAACGAGGCCAUGGUCCCGUCAGUGUGUUUCACUGUCCCACCUCUAAACCAGGAGGCUAUGGACACAGCCGGCAGAGCGGAGCAGUUGUACCAGAAGGUCAUGUCUCUGUGGCAUCAGCUCCACGUGAACAUGAAGAGCGUGGUUUCCUGGCACUACCUGCUCAAAGACAUCAGGACCGUCUCCACGUGGAACCUGGACACAGUCCGACGUCAGUCUCCGUCGGAGCGGCAGCAGGUCCUCGAUCACCUGGAGUCCCAGUUGGCCGACUUCCUGUCCGACAGCAAAGAGAGCUCUCUGUUCACGCCGGCCGAGCGACGGGAGCUGGAGAGGGACGUGCAGGAGGCCCAGCGGCACUGUCAGGACCUGCUGCUCAACAUGGAGACUGUGGAGAAGGACGAGUCGGUGUCUCGCUCGUACCUGUCAGAGCUGCAGAACGUCACCCUCCGCCUGAACGACGCAGAGCAGAGACUGAUGAGAGGGAUUCAGACUCCGCCCUCCAGCAGGCUGUCAGGAGACAGUGCUGACAACACUCUCCAGAUUGCAGAGCAGGAGAGGCUGCAGUCAGAGCUGGACGCCGUGCGCUCCAGUUUGGGCGACGUGUCUCGCCGCUGUGUCAGCUUCUUCGAGGAGAAGCCGACUUCCUCCAGCGUUCCCGCCCUCCGCUCCGAACUCAGUCAGGCGGUGGAAAAGACGGACAAACUGCACAACCUCUCGUCCGUCUACUUAGAAAAGUUAAAGACGGUCGACGUCCUGAUUCGCAGCCUGGAUGAAGUGGAGAGCCAGGUCAGGAAGUACGAGAGCAGACUGAGCGAAGAGGACAUUGUCCCUGCGGACACCACAGCCAUUCACAAUCUCAGAGAUCAAUUAAAGACGUGGCAGGACGAGCUCGCCGAGCAGGAGGACAUCUUCCAGUCUCUGCACUCUGUUGUACUUCGAGCCAAAGAGGCGGGGUCUCAGCUCAGUAGGCUCCACCCUGACCGCAGCUCUGAGCUGGAGCUCUACCAGGACAAAGCCAAUCAGAUGACGGACCGAUGGAGCGCCGUGAGGAGACAGAUUGAGACUCGACGAGCCGACCUGGAAUCCCUGGGCUCGGCGCUGCAUCACUACAGAGACGGUCACUCGGCUUUGAUCCAGUGGAUCGAAGACACGACAGAGAGACAAGAAAACACACAGUCUGGACAGACUGACAGCAAAGCUCUGUCCGAGCAGCUGGCCCAGCAGACGGCAUUAGUAGCUGAGAUUGAACAGAACCAGACCAAGCUAGAUGAGUGUCAGGCUCACUCCAAACAGUACUGCACAUCAGUGAAGGACUAUGAACUCCAGCUGAUGACGUACAGAGCCUUUGUAGAGUCCACACACAAGUCGCCUGUCAAGAGGAGGAGGAUGCACUCGUCCUCUGAUGCCAUCACUCAGGAGUUUAUGGACUUGCGCACACGCUACACAGCGCUGGUCACCUUGACGACCCAGCAUGUCAAAUACAUCAGUGAUGCACUGAGAAGACUAGAAGAAGAAGAGAAAGAGGUGGAGGAGGAGAAGCAGGCCAGGGUCGGCCAGGUUUCAGAUCUGAUGGGCUGGGUCAAAGGUCUCCAGGGACGAACCGGGGGUCCAAACCCAGAGUCUUCACUUGCUGCUCAACAGGUCAUCAGCGAACAGCUCGCAGCUAAGAAGGACGAAGUGGCUGAAGCAAUACGGAGCACAGAAGUCUUCCUGAUGUCAAAACAGGCCAGCAAAUUGUCGCCAGAGGAGCGAGCUAACGUGGAGGCUCAGCUGGAGGAGCUGACGUCCACCUACAACCAGAUGUGCGAUUCUUCUACACAACAGCUGCAGCAGCUGGAGCAGCAACUGGCCAAAGAGGAGGAGAGAAAGAACCAAGUUGCCAUCGCUGGAGUAAUCGACCUGGGAACAGUGGAAACAUUCUCAGUGUUCCAAGCAGCCCAACGUGGUCUUAUUGACCAAGACACCUGUCAUGUACUACUGGAGGCCCAGCUCAUUAUGGGUGGGCUUGUCCAGCCUGACUCUCCUCUCUGCCUUUCACUGGAACAAGGUCUUUCCCAAGGCCUAAUUAAUACCCAUACCAGACAGUCACUUUCUGGGCUAGAGAGUGCCUUGAUUUUGGUGGAAAAAUCUGAAUGUUUAGGUGACCACCAACAAAUUGUGUUGCCAGUAGCCAGAGCCAUAGAAUCUGGGCUCAUCAAAGAGGAGGUUGGCCUCCGCAUUCUGGAACUCCAGAUGAACACUGGAGGUCUAAAAGACUCAGCAGGAAGGAUGAUAAGUUUGGAGCGAGCAGAAGAUAAGGGACUUUUGACUCCUAAAAUGCUUAGAAAACUCCAAUCGAUGAUCCAAAACAGAGACCUGAUCGAUCCAAACACGGCUGAAAAAUUAAACCUAAAUGAGCUCCAACAGCGCUGUGUUUAUGACGAUGACUCAAAUCUCCUUCUCUUCCCAGUCAAACAGCAACCUGGAGGAACAGUCUGCCUCCGCUCUGGAAGAAAAGUUGGCAUCUUUCGUGCAGUCCAGGAAGGUCUAAUUGAUCGGAAAGUUACUGUAAGACUUCUUGAAGCUCAGCUCUUUGCUGGAGGUAUUACUGAGCCACGCUCAGGCCAUCAUCUGACAAUUGAUGAGGCUGUUCGUCAUGGGUUAAUGGACCAGGAUCUAGCAUGUGCCAUGUUUGCACGUCAGCUGCAAAAUGGGGGAAUUAUUGAUCCUUUCAAUGGCGAACGCCUGGAUUUGGAGGAAAGUAUUCGUAGAAACCUUCUGUCCUCUCGUUUGGCUCUCUUGGUGCUUGAGUCUCUUUGGGCUUUCAUGGGACUGCUCUUACCUGAAUCUGGAGAACUUCUGCCUAUUGCUGAAGCUCUACAACAAGGAGUGGUCUCUGGAGAGCUAGCAAGAAAUAUUCUGGCACAGCGUCAUGUCGUUGGAGGACUGUACAACCCUGAGACCCUCCAGGUGAUACCUCUAAACCAAGCUGCUGAAGAGGUGCUUGAGUCUAGUGUCGUCAGUUUUCUCAAAGAUACCCACAUCCCUGAUGUUCUUCUCAACAUGAAUAAAUCUGGUACACCAUCUCUAAACCGUUUGAGCUGGGAUUCCACCAGCUCCACUCCACCUCCAUCAUCUCCACUCCCUUCAUCAUCUCUUGCAGACACUUUGUGGGAUGUUAAACCAACAGAUGGAUUGGAUCCCCAAGAACAAGCACGACACAAGCUACUGUUUCACCUCAUGACCCACAGUUAUGUGGACGCUCAUUUCGGAAAACGGCUGGUACUGCUUGACCCUGAACUAGUAGAGCUGGUCAAAGCUACUGAACUGUUUGCAGAGGACUCUUUAAUUGGAAGUCUUGUGGAGCCUCAACAUACAUUAGCCACAGGUGAGCAGGGCGAGAUGAAAGUACUAAGAGAUUUGAGUUUGACCGAUAUAGAGAUGAAUGAUAAACAAACUAAAGUUGAAGAGGAAAGUUCUAAUGUAGGCACACCAAAUAAGGAUUUGGAGCUUGAUCGUACAGUUGGCCAAGAACAUUGGUAUGAUGGAGACGAUGACAAUAAAUCACUGCAGAGUGAUUUUGCCAUUGCAGCUACAGAAAAAAUCAAAAAAGCAGAAGUAAAAGGCAAGAAGAAAAAACGCUCCAGUCUUGAAAGUUUAGUGGUUCCAGAUCCAGGGGAGCUGGUCGGAACUGAUUCCAAACCCAGAGAUGGUAGUGGUCUGGAGACACAGAGCAUAACCAUGACCAUUAAUAGAAAGAGAGUCACAGAACCAAUUCAAUCGGAGGAAGUUAUUGAAAGAAAGAUAUUAAAGGAAACCAUCCCAGUGGAAGCAAAACUAAAUGUCACACAGUCUGAUGAUAGGAAAGAUAUGAAACUUUCCCACACUGAACCAGAAAGGAUCAAACAUGCAUUACCCAUUAAAGACACUGACGCAGGGAACUGUGAAUAUGAGGUUGAUGUUAUUGAACCGGUAGCGGAGGAGGAAGAGGAAAACGCUGAAAUGGCAAGGCUAGUUGAAGAGCUUAAACAGGGAGGUCUAAUGACAGAAGAAGGAGAAAAGCUGCUUCCAGAUGAGGCAGUAGCUCAGGGUGUUCUUCCUGGUCAUACUGCAGUUAAACUAAUGGCUCAGGCAGGUCUCUUUGGGGGUUUCCUAGAUACCAGUAGUAGUGAGUCCCUUAGCAUUGAGGAUGUUAUGCAGGAGGGUUUACUCGAUGAAGAGCUGAUGUGGAGUGUCCUGAAGUCCGAUAAAACCCUUGCAGGGAUUGUGGAUGGGGAAAAAAGACAGAUAUGUGGGGUAAGGGAGGCUGCUGAGGCAGGGUUGAUCGACCCCAACACUGCUGCUCGACUUUUAGAAGCCCAGGUGGCAUCUGGGGGAAUUGUAGACCUACAGAGGGAUAAGAAAGUCUCUGUUACUCUUGCAGCCAACCUGGGUUUGAUUGAGGAGGAUCAGAGAGAGGAACUGGUCGCACUAGAGAAGGCAUACAAAGGAAAAGACACUGAUUCAGUAACAGCUCUGAAAAAAGCCAGUUUACAGCUACAGAUGGAAGGCGUUAUUGACCCAGAGUCUAAGUCUCCUGUUCCCCUUGAGCAAGCAAUUCAGAAAGGGUUAAUUACAUCAGAUGAGUCAUAUCGGGCAUUAGCAAGGCAGGUUGCAGAGGGUGGUAUAAUACAUCAUGCUUCAGGACUAAGGCUUUCUGUCUCUGAUGCUGUUGAAAGAGGAUUAGUGGAUCGGUCUAUUGCUCCUGCCUUGGAGGAACUAGAGUGGGUCUACCAAGGAAGAGUCAGCCCAUCAUUUCACCCAGAGGCUAUUGUUUUCCAGGCAUCGACUGGGGCUAUUUCAGACCCUAAAUCUGGAUGUAAACUGACAUUGACAGAAUCAGUUUCAAAAGGUCUCCUGGAUGCAAACACAGCUAGUGAGGUCAUGGAUUCUCCAGCAGUGACACAAGGACCACUGGACCCCCAAACUGCACGCAUUGUGCCUUAUUCGGCACUUGUAAACCAGGGUAAGAUAGAUAUUGAAACAGGUAAACGUUUCUUAGAGGUGAAACCAUUCAGAGGUGUUCAGGAUGAGCAAACAGGAGACAUUUCUACCCUUUCUGAAGCUGUUGCAUCAAAGAAAGUUGAUCCAGUUCCAGCAAUGAGGCUACUACAAAGCCAGGCUGAUAGUGGAGGGAUUGUUGAUAUCAAGACUGGAGAAAGGCUCCCCCUACUUGAAGCCUGUAAAAGAGGGUUAAUUGGUGUUGAUAUGAUCAAGGAAAUUGCCACCAGCCAGAUCUCGAAAGGAGGCCUCAUCAACCCAAUUUCUAGACAAAGAGUCUCUAAUCUCAGUGAUGCUGUUGCAGUCGGACUGAUAUCCAGAGAUGUAGCUUCUGAGAUUCAGGACAGAGCGGCCUCUGCAGAAAUAGAGGAAUAUGAUGAUCGUUCUACACCUGUUGCCUCAUCAAUAUACAGCCCUGCUAUUACUAUGUCAGUGUCAAGCACAGACAGUCCAGCAAACUGGUCAGAUAUAAGCAUGGACAUGUCCUCAAGGUCUCCACUUUCUACAAAUGGUGUUGUAUUUACACAGUAUGAUGAAAACGCAGGAACAUCUUCAAUAUCAGAUAAAUCCCUGUUUUAUGAAGAAAAGGACAGAGAAGAGUGGCCAGUGUCUGUAGGAGAGAUGCCUUUUAUCGAACCAGACCAGUCCAUGGACCUAUUGUGUAAUUUUGCAGCUAAUGUUGAGAAAAGAAUUCAGCAAGCCAUCGAAGAGAUAGGACCACAAAAAGACACCAAUGAAAUAGAGAGCCUUCCUAAACAGGAAACUGAUGACAAACUGCUGAUAAGUGAGGGUAAGACUGAUGAUAACCAAACAAAGAGUGUUUUCAUUGCAGAAUACUUGAAACCACAUGUCUCUGAUACUGGCAAAGAUUCCCAGAAAGAGGUGAGAGUCGAGGCUGCUGUUUUGAAGCUAGAUGAAGAACCUGUAAAGGUUGAGAAAAAGGAGUGCAGACCCUGUGAUGAGAGCACAUCAGUAACUGCUUCUGAAGUUGUAAACCCUCCUGUGGCAGCUGAGAUUGUGAUGAGAGCUGGUAGAGAAUGUAAAGACAGCACCGAGCUGCCAAAGUUAAAUGAGGAAGAGUAUAGAAAGAGUGAUGUGGUGAAACAGAGGGAUGACAAUUUAGAGGGUAGAAGUAAAGUAAUGGAAAGAGAGACAGAGGUCAAGUCUAUCACUGACAUGGAGCAGUCAGGCCAGUUGUUGACCCUUUCAUCAAACCAGGCCGAAAGCAAAAGCAAGAAGAAGAAGAAGAAUAGAAAUGGAAAGGGAAAGGGUAAAGAAGCAGAAAGUGAAGUACAAUCUUCAGAGAUAAAACAGCCAUCUGUAACUGAUGAAGCUGUUGCAGAAAUAGAAUUAAAGCCUGAGGCUGUAAAUGCAGUCACAGAUAAGAUUGUAUCACAAGACGAAUGUGACAAAUUGCAUAUUCAUGGUCAGAAAACCUCUUUGGUUUCCCCCAAUGAAGAAAAUGAAGUAAAGAUUGACAGCAAAAAUGAUUUGGUGAGACAGGGACAAGAGUCAAUUCCACCUACUGUGGAAGAACAGAAUACAGAACAUAUUACUGAGCCAGAAAAGAAAGUGAUUGAAAUCAUGUUUUCUAAGGAUGUAGAACAAAUUGAGAGGAGGGAGAAAGUAGAGCAGCAGAAAGACGUUAAAGAGGCUGCCCCUCUUAAACCAGAACGAGAAAGUAGUCAGGAGGUAAAGAAAAGAAAGGAGCAAGAAUUGCCUCAGAAGUCCUCUCUACCAGAAGAUGAGAAAGCAGCCUUGCUACUUAAGGCUAAAGAGAGCAUUUUCAAAAAGGUGUUUGAAAAAGGAGUGAGUGGCAAGCAGACUGCUGAAGAGCUACAUGUCCUGCGAAAAGAGGUGGGCAAGAGGGAGAUUCAAGGCACAGCUGUCAAACAUGUAAAGGGAAAAAGUCCGCCACCUAAGGUUGAAGGAGUGGAGCAUCACAAAAUCAAAGAUGAAAGUGUCCAGAGAUUGAAUGGUUCAUUAAAAGAAAAUGAGGAAGUGACAAGCGUCAAGGAAGACGGAUUGAAAUUGUCAGGGGUCAAAGAAGAAAUGUCUGCAGAGAAACUUUUGAUAAAGAAGGACACGGAUACCAAACUAUUAGAUGCUCCUUCACAAGAAAAGGAAAAGAUCAGUCCUGAAAAGGAAGAUGAACAAAAAGGUGUUGAAGCAGCACCAUCUGACAAACCUAAAGAAAUGCAGCAAAGUAAGCGGAACAAGAAGAAGACUAAGAUUCCAAAAGUGUUAGACAAAGCUGAGCCCAAAAUUGAGAAAAUAAGAAUGAAUGAAAUUAAUGAAUCUGACUUAACAACAGAAAUUACCACAAAACAAAAUUUAGAAAGUCAGAUUUUGAAAAAGGAGCAGAAAAUGGACAAACCUGCUGAUGGUCAGGCAGACAGUGAAGUCAUCCAGCCUUCAGCUGCUGAUAAUGAACUGGAGACCUCUGCAGGUACUAUUGAAAGGGCUGAAAACAUACAUCAGUCAGAAGAGCCUCGUUCCAUAGAGGAACCUGCAAACAGUCCAGAGGUUACAUCAAUCAAAACUGAAGAAUCCCUAUCAGAAACCAGAAGUGAAGAUAAAUCUAUUGAGGCUGUUCCAUCCAAGCUGGAUGUCCAGCCCACAACUCAGUGUAUGACUGCUGGCACACAACAAGUUAAUACAGCUACAAAAAGUAAAAAGAAGAAAGGUCACCAACCAUCUGAAGAUAAAAUGAUAAAUGUUCCAGAGUCAAAAUCCAUAAAAGAGGAACAUCAGAGUUCUGAGACUUCAGAAUCAGCACCUGCACUCUUAGAAGACACUUCAGCUGAGUCUAAAUCACCUGGAGUCGCUAAGCCUGAUACAGCCACAACAGAAAUGACCACAAAACCCACAAUGGCAAAAACUAAUUUAGAAAGUCAAAUUUUGAAGAAGGAGCAGAGAAUGGACAAACCUGCCGAUGGUCAGGCAACCAGUUAUGUCAUCGAGGCUGUUCCAGCCAAACCAGACGUUCAGCCCACAACUCAGCGUAUGGCUGCCGGCACACAAGAACUUAAAGCAGCUACAAAGGGUAAAAAGAAGAAAGGUCACCAACCCUCUGAAGAUAAAAUUACAAAUGUUCCUGAAAAAUCCAUAAAAGAGCAGCAACAAAGUCCUGAGACUUCAGAAUCAGUAUCUUCACUCUCAGAAGACACUUCAGCUGAGUCUGAAUUACCUAGAGUCCCAGAGUCUCAUACAGCUACAACAAAAAUAACCACAAACCCAAAUUUAGAAAGUCAAAUUUUGAAGAGGGGGCAGAGAGGAGACAAACCUGACGUUGUUCAGGUAACUAGUGAUGUCAUCCAGCCUUCAUCUGCUGAGCAGCCUAAAAAACUGGAGAUCUCUGAAAGUACUAUUGAACGGGCUGAGAACAGACAACAAAGUCCACAUUUGCAUCAGUCAGAAGAGCCUAGUUACAUAGAGGAACAUGCAAAAAGUCCAGAGGUUACAUCAAUCAAGAGUGAAGAAUCGGAAACCAGAAAUGAAGAUAAAUCUAUUGAGACGGUUUCAACCAAACCAGACAUCCAGCCCACAACUCAGCUUAUGGCUACUGGCACACAACAAGUUAAAACAGCUACAAAAAGUAAAAAGAAGAAAGGUCACCAACCAUCUGAAGAUAAAAUUAUAAAUGUUCCAGAGUCAAAAUCCAUAAAAGAGGAAAAUCAGAGUCCUGAGACUUCAGAAUCAGCACCUUCACUCUUAGAAGACAUUUCAGCUGAGUCUGAAUCACAGAGAGUCCCUGAGUCUGAUACAGCCACAACAGAAAUGACCACAAGACAUAUUUUGAAGGAGCAGAGAAUGGACAAACCUGCCGAUGUUCAGGCAACCAAUGAUGUCAUCCAACCUUCAGCUGCUGAUAAGGCUAAUGAUCUGGCGAUCUCUGCAAGUGCCAUUGAACGGGCUGAGAACAAACAACAAAGUCCACAUUUGAAAAACUCAGAAGAGCCCACUUACAUAGAGGUUACAUCAAUCAAGAGUGAAGAAUCUAGAAGUGAAGGUGAUUCUAUUGAGGCUGUUCCAUCCAAACCAGAAGUCCAGCCCACACCUCAGUGGAUGGCUACUGGCACACAACAAGUUAAAACAGCUACAAAAGGUAAAAAGAAGAAAGGUCACCAACCCUCUGAAGAUAAAAUGACUGAUGUUCCUGAGGAACAGCAAAGUCCUGAGACUUCAGAAUCAGCACCUUCUCUCUUAGAAGACACUUCAGCUGAGUCUGAAUCAUCUGCAGUCCCUGAGUCUGAUACAGGCACAGAGAGUUUUGGAGAGGAAGAGGAAGAUAUCAGAGAGGGACAGGAACGUUUCUCCAACAAACAAAAGAUUCCAUCACUCACUGCUAAGUCCUCUUUAAGGCGUCAGGAGUGUUUGGAGCAUGACCAGCGAAUCGUAGCCUUGGUGUCGAUGGUCAGACAUAUGGAGGUGCGGCUCAAACAGCAGCAGCAGCAGUCUGUUGGCCGCAGCCUUGUCGCACUGGACGAUAUCAUCAGACAGACGGAGACUCUGGACCUUGAGCUGCGAGACUUGGAGCCGGAGAUCACCAAAGAGGUGGAGGCUGCCGAGCGUUUGCUGAAGCCCCAACAUAAAGACGUUCCCCCGCAGCUCCUAUUGGCCCUAGAAAAGGACGGGCGUAGUUUGGCCCGAGGGUAUGAGGCUUCCAGAGGUCUCUCUGAGGACAUUCUGAAAGGCCUGCGAGAACACAGAGACUCAUACAAGGAGGCAGUAACAGCCGAGCACAAGUCACUCGGACGACAAGUGGAGAGUCUGCUCUACUGGCUGAAAGGAACAGAGGCUCAGAUGGAUGGAGGAAUGGCAGGGAUGGAAAAAAUGGAGAAAUCAGAGAAACAUGACAAUGACGAUCAGCUGACGCAGCAGCUGAAUCUGUGCAAGGAGCUUCAGGCCUCUCUGACGGCUCGCUCCAGCGAGGUCAACAACGUGGCCUUUGAAAUCCAGGUGUUCAUCUCGGAGCGAGCUCAGGACCUGGUGCCCGAGCAGAGCAGGCAGCUGCUGGGGCAGCUCCAGCAGCUCCAGAGGGCCUUUCACGGAGCGUCGGGCCAAGCCCAGGCCUGGGCUGAUGCUCUCUCUGCCCAGAGAGCGAGGGAGGAGGAGAGGCAGCGCAGGGAGAGGGUGAAAGAGGAGGAGAAGGACAGAGAGAGGCAGAGUGCGAGGGAGAAAGAGGUGGUCCAACAGCAGAAAGCUGAAUGCUCUCAGAAACUAGAAGGCCUGACCAUGUGGAUGGCUGGAGCCGCCAGUUUGCUGGCCAGUCAGAAAGCUGGAUUAGAGUCAGGUGACGUGAACGUCCUGCAAGAGAAGCAGAAGAAACUGAAGGACGUACAGAAGGACCUCCAGGCGAAGAGCGAAGGCAUAGCUGAAGCCAUCCGCUCGGUGGAGGAUUUGCUGGCAGAGCGGGGCGAGAGUCUGAGCCCGCAGGAGAGAGAAGACCUCCAGAGGGCGCUAACGAGAAUGAAAGAGCAGUACAGCGCCCUCACAGAUUCAGCAAACACGUCAGUGUCUGAGCUGGACACAGCCAUCAACGACACUGUCCAGCAGAACACACAGAGGGCAAAGGCAGAGGAGGAACUCCAAGAAACACGAGGCCAGAUUGACUCGCUGCUGACUGAGUUGUCCUCCGUCAACCAACCAGACAGGAGAGGAAUUCAAUCAGUUACGGCUCAAAGUGUUUGUGAUUCAUCAUUCUCACAGCCAGAGGGCGCCGUCAUGUCGCACACAGAGAUGCUGCAGACGGAGCUCCAGCAGCUUCAGUCUCAACAGGCUCAGCUUCUUCAAAUCACACAGUCGACUCGGUCUCUUUUGGACCAGCCGGACUCGACCGUUCCUCCUGAAGAGAAGCAGCGACUCCGAGCUGCCCUGGACCAGCUGCAGGCCCAGCACCAGGACAAGCUCCAGAGCUGCCAGGACCGUCUGAGGAAGUCAGAGGCUCUAAAGGAUGAGUUUACAAAGUUCCUCCAGGAACAUGGAAGUCUCUGUGCCUGGCUGGAACAGAGUGAACAGGAUCUCCGUUCCCUGGGGGAAGGAGAAACCGACGCACAGGGACUGAAGGGCAGGCUGGACGAGCACAGAAAGCUUGCCGAGGAUGUGAUAUGUCACAAGGCGGACCUGCGUUUCGUCUCCAUCUCUGGUCAGAAGGUUCUAGACUCUGUUCAAGGAGCUCUGGAGCAGGUUGGCGGUUCUGAUCCAGCUCUGGACACCACCAAGCAGCUGGUCACCGACAAGCUACAGGACGCAAACCACAGAUACACAACCCUACACACAAAAUCCACAGAUCUGGGUGGUCGUCUGUCCGGCCUGUUGGAGCGGUACCAGCAGCACCAGGACGAGGUCGUAUCCCUCCACUCCUGGCUCAGCACUCAGGAACAGAACCAAAGCAUAGCCAAGCCCAGCGGGGACACGGACCCACAGAACCUGCAGAACACACUACGACAAGUACAGCUCCUGCAGGAUGAACUGGCAGAGCGCUCCGUGCAGCUGGAGAAGGUGAAGAGAGCAGGAAGAGAUCUGGUCAGCACGGAUGAAUCUCCGUCCCUCAAAGCUGUCGACAUCCUCUGUGCUGCAGAUGGUUUAGAGAAGAGAUUUGGAUCGCUCUCUGCUUCCGUCUCUGAACGAGCCAAGCAGCUUCAGACGGCUGUGGCUCAGUCUGUCAGUGUGCAGGAGGGCCUGAAGGGUCUGCUCAGCUGGCUGGACCAACUGGUUCUAAAGCCUGGACCGGUGGAGCCCACUGCUCAGGCUGUACAAGACGCCCUCACACAAAACCAGAAACUUCGGCAGGAGCUCCUCUCCAGGCAGGGCAGCGUGGAGGCAACGCGGGACUCUGUUUCCAAACUCCUGCAGAGCUCUGAUGCUUCCACAGCCUCAGGCCUCCAGGGCGCGUUAGACGAACUGACUCAGCGCUACGCUGCAGCUCAAACCAGUCAAGCCCAGAGAGAAUCCGAGCUCAAAACACUGCUGCCCAGACUGGAGAGCUACGAGCGGCUGGGGACCGACCUCCACGUCUUCACACAGACUCGACUGAAGGCUCUGAGCCCGGUGGGCCAGCCAGACCGCAGCGUGGAUGACUACAGGCAAACUAUUGAGGAGGUGAGGACGGAGCUGGAGCAGGAAGCUGGAACUUUGAAGUCCUUCUGCAGCCUCGGCACCGAGCUCAGCCACGGCGACACCUUCAGUAACACUCACAGCCUCCUGGAUAACGUCAGAGGUGUCUCUGACGAGUUCAGCCAGCUGGAGGCAAAUGUCAACGACAGGUUCGCUGCCAUCCAGUCCUGCGAGCAACAGCUGCUUCAAUUCCGCGGACUCUCCGGCUCCCUCGUCAGGUGGCUUCAGGGAGCACAGGAGCAGCUCCCACCCAAAGAGGCAAACGUCAACACCGAUAGUCUGCAGAAAAGAGUCCAGCAGCUCAAGGAAUUGUUGAACGACUGGGAGUCUCAGGGAUCCAGAGUUCAGGACCUGAACAAAACAGGCUCAGAGCUCGAGUCCAUCAUCAUCGACAUCACUGCUCCUCAGACCAAAACUGGUGGCCCUCACAUCAAUGGCUCGUCAGGUCCCAGCAGUGUCAAUGGCAUUCACACCUGCAAAGACUUGACGGAGCUCCAGGUCGCCGUGUCUGAUGUGAACGGUCGAUACGAGAUGCUGGGCGGAGACUUGAAAGAGCGACUCGGUCGCCAGCAGGCAUCGCUGGAGCUGAGGCAGAAGGCCAGGCAGGGGGCAGACGAGCUCAAGAGCUGGCUGAGCGACAAAGAGCACAGCCUGAAACAGGGACAGACGGCCUCCCCCUCCAAGCCUGAGGUGGUACGUGCCCAGGCCCAACAGAACAAGGCCCUGCUCUCUGAGCUGGCUGAGCAUUCCGACAAGGUGGAGGAGCUGAAGAACACGCUGAGGAAGCUCAUCGCAGACAACCCCGACUCUCCUGAAGCAGACAGCUGGAGACAACAGCUGCAAGAGAUAGACUCCCGCUGGCAGGCGGCCAAUCAGACCGCGGCUCAGAGGCAGACGGAGCUCGAGACGUGCGCCGACCGGCUGGGAAGCUUCGCCUCGGCGGCCAAUCAACUGGGCCCGUGGCUGAGGGAGAAGGAGCUGAUGAUGAGCGUGCUUGGACCGCUGAGCAUCGACCCCAACAUGCUCAACACGCAGAAGCAACAAGUGCAGUUCAUGCUGCGUGAGUUUGAGACCCGCCGGCCUCAGUUCGAUGAGCUGACCCAGUCCGCUGAGGGAAUCCUCUCCCAGACCUGUGACUCAGCUCAGGACGCUAAGGACCUAGCAGAGGUGCAGACUGAGCUGGGCUCCAUCUCACAGCAGUGGGGAGCCCUCACAAACAGACUGAGCCAGAGGUCAAGCCACAUCGACCAGGCCCAAGGAACCAGUGAACGCUACCAGGCGUUGCUGAGGGAACUAUCCUCCAGUGUUUCCACUCUGAGCGAGAGGCUGGAUGCUCAGGCGUCACUGAGUGCUCAGCCCGAGGCGCUGAAACGUCGCCUGCAGGAAACAGGAGAAAUCCGCUCCGAGCUGGAGAGGCGGCGGAGCGAGCUAGCCGAGGCCGAGAGGCUCUGCCAGGAGCUGAGCGCCAUCGUAGCCGAACCUUACCUGAAGGAGGAGCUGAGUAAACGACUGGAGAGUGUGAGCGCGCCACUGCGGAGUCUGGAGGAGCGUGCAGCUGACGGCCUGUCUCAGCUCCAGGCCGCCCUGUCGUCCACACAGCAGUUCCAGCAGAUGUUUGACGAGUUGCGUUCUUGGCUCGACAAACAGGCUGAUGUCAGAGAAUCAUCCAGCGACUCCCUGCCCUGUCAGCCAGAGGCCAUUCGCUCCCUGCUGGCACAGACGGAUGAGCUGCAGCGAGGCAUUGCCAGUCAGCGAGGUUCGUACGAGCUGAUCCAAGCCGAAGGAGCGUCACUGCUCGCCACUCUCCCCGCGGGAGGAGACGAACGGUCUGCCCUUCAGUCUCACCUGGCCGCCCUGCGACAGGACUGGGAGGCUUUAAACCAGAGACUCUCGGAGCGUGAGAGCAAACUGAAGAACACUCUGAGCAAAGCAGAAACCUACCAGCAGCACAAGGCGGAGCUGAAACCCUGGUUAUCAGACUGUGAGCAGAAAGAUGGAGAGAUCCAACCGACACUGGAUGCAUCCGCCCUGGAUGAAGCCUUGCAGAAGGCCAGAGGUCUUUCACUGGACCUGGAGAGACGACAGCCUCUGCUUGAGUCUUUUAACGCCGCCGCUGAUCAGCUGCUGGAGCAGUGCUGCAUCGGAGAGGAGGAGGUACGAGAUGAGAAGGCCCAGCUGAAUCGCAGGGUGGAUGGACUGGGAGAGAGGCUCCAUAACCGCACCACUCAGCUGGAGGAACUUUCCGGCCGCCUGAAGGAGUUUGAAGAAGGCAGACAGGCUGUGGAGAGAAGACUAGAGGCUGCCAAACACCAGAUUGAAGUCCAGGAGGCUCUGGGUCCUCAGGGCUGCAGUGCCAAGAGUCUGGAGCGACUCCGGUGUCAGCAGGAGAACCUGAGGUCCCUGCAACCUCAGGUGGUCUAUCUCCAAGACCUGGCCCAGGGGCUGGUGCAGGAUGCACCUCAGACACCAGGAGGCAGCACUGAGGGCGCAGGGAGGCUUCAGCAGCAGGCCAAGGACACAGAGGAAGAGUUUGAUGACGUUACAGGCAAGAUCGAAGGCUGCUGCUCCUCCCUGGAGUCUCGUCUCCAGGGCGUGGGCGAGGUCCAGUCGCACGUGCGCGACGUCUUCUCGCGCCUCGCCGACCUCGACGACGAGCUGGACUCGCUCAGCCCCGUCGGACGCGACGCCGACUCGCUGGCCUCUCAGGCCGACGCGCUGAGGGGCUUCCUGUCGCGGCUCGCCAACCUGCGGACGGAGCUGGAGGCUCACGGUACCGAGUGCGGCGACAUGCUGCGGCGGGAAGGCUCCUCCCCCGACCUCCUGGCCCUCAGGAGGGAGACCGAAGCUCUGAGCCGUCAAGCUGGCAAGCUGAGUGAGCGAGGACAGGCCAGGCUGGACCAGAUCGAGGACGCCGCCGGGCGCGUCCAGGAGUUUUACCGGCAGGUGGCGGAGCUGCAAGGCCUGCUGGGUCGAGCCGAAGAGGGGCUGACGGCGCAGGGUGUCGUCGGCACCGAGGUGGAGAUGAUCAAACAGCAGCUGCAGGAGUUCAAGGCCGUGGAGCGAGAGCAGGUGGACCGCAUUCAGCCCAAGCUGCAGCACGUCAACGCCGUGGGUCAGGGUUUGAUCCAGAGCGCCGCCAAACACACCGACACGCAGGCGCUGGAGCACGACCUGGAGACGACCAACCUCCAGUGGAACUCACUCAACAAGCGGGUGGCAGAGCGGAUCGCUCAGCUGCAGGAGGCCCUGUUGCACUGUGGGAAAUUUCAGGACGCUCUGGAGCCUCUGCUCAGUUGGCUGAGCGACACGGAGGAGCUGGUGGCCAAUCAGAAGCCUCCGUCAGCAGAAUACCGUGUCGUCAAAGCCCAGAUCCAAGAGCAAAAGCUCCUCCAGAGAUUGUUGGACGACCGGCGGCCGACGGUGGAGAUGAUCCGCGCUGAAGGAGAACGAAUCGCGGUCACGGCCGACUCUCAGGACCGAGACAAGAUCCAGACUCAGCUCCAGAGUCUGGCUGAGAGGUGGACCGAGCUGCUGGACAAGGCCAGCGCCAGGCAGCGGCAGCUGGAGGAGCUGCAGGUGUUGGCUCUUCACUUCCAUGAAGCCCUGGAGCCUCUGGGUGAGUGGCUGAGCACCACUGAGAGACGGCUGAGCUCCGCCGAGCCCAUGGGCACGCAGACAGCCAAGAUCACACAGCAGAUCAUGAAGCACAAGGCGUUCCAAGAGGACGUCUCCUCACGAGAAGCCGAGGUCGACCACCUCGAGUCCCUCGGCCAAUCGCUGACCCCGCUCAGCUGCUCCGCCGACCGCGAUUGGUUGAGCGAGCGCGUGGGCGGCGUGAGGUCGGGCCACUCCGACCUCGCCGACUGGUGCUCACGGCGGGCGGCUCUGCUGGAGCAGGCGCUCGCCAACGCUCAGCUGUUCGGAGAGGACGAGGUAGAGGUGCUGAACUGGCUGGCCGAAGUGGGUCAGAGACUCUCGCAGGUCUCUGUCCAGAGUUUCCAGCCUCAGCUGCUCGCAGAGCAACACAAACACACCCUGGCUCUAAAUGAAGAGAUCGUGAGCAGGAAGAAGACAGUGGACCAGGCCAUCAAGAACGGACAAGCUCUACUCAAACAGACGACCGGCGAGGAGGUUCUCCUCAUCCAGGAGAAGCUGGACGGCAUCAAGUCUCGCUACGCCGAGAUGACAGCCAGCAGCAGCAAGGCGCUCCGCACGCUGGAGCAGGCGCUGCAGCUCGCCACGCGCUUCGCCAGCGCACACGAAGACCUCAGCCAGUGGCUGGACAGCGUGGAGGCGGAGCUCAACAACGUGGAGCCCGACGCUUCACCGGCCUAUCAGGAACGACAGAAGGAGCUGAAAAAAGUAUCCGCAGAGAAGCGCCUGGUGUUGGACACGGUCAACGAGGUGGGAAGCGCUCUGCUGGACCUGGUUCCGUGGCGAGCCCGCGAAGGCCUGGACCGCCUGGUCGCCGACUCCCAACAACGCUAUCGCCACGCGGACGAAACCAUCACGCAGCGUGUGCAGCUGGUCCAAGCCGCCAUCCAGAGGUCACAACAGUAUGAAGAGGCGGUGGACGCAGAGCUCGCCUGGGUCGGAGAGACGGAGCGAAAGUUGUCGUCUCUGGGGCCUUUAAGUCUGGAGCCUGACGUGACGGUGGCUCAGCUCCAGGUUCAGAGAGCCUUCAACAUCGACAUCAUCCGACACAAAGACACCGUGGACCAGCUCCUCGGCACAAGAGACGAAAUCCUGGAGACCUGCAGUGAAGCCCAGAAGGACGCGCUGAUGGUAAAGACCGAUUCUCUGAGUGACCGCUACGACGCGGUGAGCCAGAGCCACAGUGAGCGCUUCUCGGCUCUGGAGCAGGCCCAGGUUCUGGUAGCUCGGUUUUGGGAAACCUACGAGGAACUGGAGCCGUUUUUGGGCGAGACUGAAACCCUCAUCGCUCAGCUGCCGCCACCGGCCAUCGACACAGACGCUCUCAGGCUGCAACAAGACCAGAUGAGGCUCCUCAGGGAAUCCAUCGCAGAGCACAAGCCUCACAUCGACAAGCUGCUGAAGAUCGGACCACAGCUGGCCGAGCUCAGCCUCCAGGAGGGGGCGACGGUGACGCAGCGCUACACCAACGCAGAGAAGCGCUACCUCGCCAUCAAAGAGGAGGUGAAGGGUCGAGCUUCGGUGCUGGAUGAGGCGGUGUCGCAGUCGGCACAGCUGGUAGAGUUUCAUGACAAGAUGGAUCCACUGUUGGAGACCCUGGAGGGGGCAGUGCAGCGUCUGAGGCAGCCUCCCCCCGUGGCAGCGGAGGUGGACAAGAUCAGGGAGCAGCUGGCGGAGCACAGAGCUCAGGGGCUGGAGCUGGACAAACUGCUGCCCAGCUUCUCUGCCCUGUGCGCCCGCGGAGAGGAGCUGAUCGGACGAGCCGCUCACGACGAUCCCGCUGCUCAGGCCGUUCGUACCCGCCUCCUGCGCCUGCGAUCUCUGUGGGAUGAGAUCCGGCAGCGAGCCGAGGAGAGGGAGGGCAAACUGAACGACGUCCUCGACCUGGCUGGGAAAUUCUGGGCCGACGUGGCGGCGCUCCUGAGCACGCUCCGAGACUCGCAGGACAUCGUGAGAGAGCUGGAGGAUCCCGGUGUGGACCCUUCACUCAUCAAGCAGCAGAUUGAAGCUGCUGAGGCCAUCAAGGCAGAGACGGACGGCCUGAGGGAGGAGCUGGAGUUUGUCAGGACCCUCGGGGCUGACCUUAUCUUCGCCUGUGGAGAAACGGAGAAACCAGAAGUCAAGAAAACCAUCGAUGAGAUGAACGCUGCGUGGGAAGGUCUGAAUCGGACAUGGAGGGAGAGGAUGGAGAGACUGGAGGAGGCCAUGACGGCCUCCGUGCAGUACCAGGAUGCACUGCAGUCUAUGUUUGAUUACCUGGACAACGCGGUGAUCAAGCUGUGUGACAUGCCGCCUGUGGGAACUGAUCUGGGGACUGUGAAACAGCAGAUAGAAGAGCUCAAGCAGUACAAGGUGGAGGUUUACCAGCAGCAGAUUGACAUGGAGAAGCUGUGCCACCAGGGGGAGCUGAUGUUGAAGAAAGUCUCAGACCAAACGGACAGGGACAUGAUCCAGGAGCCACUGACUGAGCUGCGCCACUUGUGGGAGAACCUGGGAGAUAAAAUCACUCAGAGACAGCACAAGCUGGAGGCUGCUCUGCUGGCUCUGGGUCAGUUCCAACAUGCCCUGUCUGAGAUACAGGCCUGGCUGAGCCACACACACACCACACUGGACACUCAGCGGCCGGUCAACUCCGACCCCAAGGCCAUUGAGAUCGAGCUGGCCAAACACCACGUUUUGCGUAACGACGUGCUGUCCCAUCACGCCACAGUGGAGACGGUGAACAACGCCGCAGCCGAGCUGCUGGAGUCGUCGCCUGGCGAUGAAGCCAGUCACCUGAGGGAUCAGCUGGAUCAGCUCAACCAGAGCUGGGAAAACCUCCUGCUCAAGACGCAGGAGCGGCAGAAGCUGCUGGAGGCCGCUCUGCACCAGGCUGAAGGUUUCCAUGGUGAGUUAGAGGAGUUCCUCCAGUGGCUGAGGAGGACGGAGAGCCAACUGUCAGCCGCCAAACCAACAGGCGGUCUCCCUGAAACAGCCCGAGAGCAGCUCCAGCAGCACAUGGAGCUUCAGGCUCAGCUGACUCAGCGAGCAGACCAGUACCAUCGCCUGCUGGACCAGGGAGAGUCCAUGCUCCUGGCUCGAGGAGGAGAGGAGGCAGGACUCGGUACCACCCAGACCCAGCAGAACCUGGCCAUGCUGCAGAACAAGUGGGCCAGCCUCAACGGCAAGAUGGACGACCGCAGGGCAAAACUGGACGAGGCUGUUUCCUUGGCAACAGGCUUCCAGACGUCCCUGCAGGACACCAUCAACUGGCUGACUCAGGCUGAGCAGACCCUGAACAUGGCGCAGCCGCCCAGCCUCAUCCUGGACACUGUGCUCUUCCAGAUCGAUGAGCACAAGGUGUUUGUGAAUGAGGUGAACACCCACAGGGAGCAGGUCCUGGCUCUGGAAAAAGCCGGCUCUCAGCUUCGUUUUGCCAGCCUGAAGCAGGACGUGGUUCUCAUCAAAAACCUGCUGCUCAGCGUCCAGGCUCGCUGGGACAAGCUGGUCCAGAGGUCACUGGACCGCGGCCGACACCUGGAUGAAGCUCGGAAACGAGCCAAACAGUUCCACGAGGCCUGGAGGAAGCUGACAGACUGGCUGGAAGAAGCAGAGAAAAGACUGGACUCAGAGCUGGAGAUUUCCAACGAGCCGGACAAGAUCAAAAUACAGCUGACCAAACACAAGGAGUUUCAGAAAGCCCUGGGUUCAAAGCAGCCGAUGUACGACACCACCGUCAGGUCUGGGAAAGCCAUGAGGGACAAGGCUCAGCUUCCUGCUGACACUCAGAAACUGGAUCACCUGGUCGGAGAAGUCCGCGACAAGUGGGACACCGUCUGUGGCAAGAGUGUGGAGAGACAACACAAGCUGGAGGAGGCUCUGCUGUUAUCAGGACAGUUUGCAGAGGCUCUUCAGGCUCUCGUCGAUUGGUUGUACCGUGUAGAACCUCAGCUCGCUGAAGAUCAGCCUGUCCAUGGAGACCUGGAUCUGGUGUCCAACCUCAUGGACUCACAUAAGGCUUUCCAAAAAGAGCUCGGAAAGAGAACCAGCAGCAUUCAGGCUCUGAAGCGCUCGGCCCGGGAGCUGUUGGAGACCGGCCGCGAUGACACCGCCUGGGUCAAAGUUCAGCUCCAGGAGCUCACCAACCGCUGGGAAACCGUGUGUGCUCUGUCCGUCACCAAGCAGACACGCCUGCAGCACGCUCUCAAACAGGCGGAGGAGUUUCGCACGUCGGUGCAGGUGAUCCUCGAGUGGCUCUCAGAGGCGGAGCAAACGCUUCGUUUCCGCGGCGUCCUCCCAGAGGAGGCGGAGACUCUGCAGGCGCUGCUGCACACGCACCGCGACUUCAUGGGCACGGUGGAGGAGAAGAGGACGGAUGUCAACAAAGCUGCGGGCAUGGGAGAGGGAAUCCUGACGCUGUGUCACCCGGACUCCAUCACCACCAUCAAACACUGGAUCACCAUCAUCAGAGCCCGAUUUGAAGAAGUGCUGACGUGGGCGAAGCAGCACGAGCAGCGGCUAGAAACAGCUCUGACCGAGGUGCUCAACAACGCCAACCUGCUGGAGGAGCUGUUGUCAUGGUUACAGUUCGCUGAGACCACUUUGGUCCAGAGCGACGCAGAGGCGCUUCCUCAGGACAUCCCUCAACUUAAAACACUCAUCACUGAACACCAGAUGUUUAUGGAGGAGAUGACGAGGAAGCAGCCCGACGUGGACAAAGUGACAAAGACGUACAAGAGGAAACCAGCAGAGGCUUCCAGCAGCCUGUCAGAGAGGAGAGGAGCUCGAAAGCAGCAGCAGCAGCAUCAGCAGGCAGCCAUGCAGCUCUCAGGAGGAAACCCACGUCUCAACCAGCUGUGUGCGCGCUGGCAGCAAGUGUGGCUGCUCGCUCUCGACCGCCAGCGCAAACUCAACGACGCUCUGGACAGACUCGAGGAGCUCAGAGAGUUUGCCAACUUUGACUUUGACGUGUGGAGGAAGAAGUACAUGCGCUGGAUGAACCACAAGAAGUCCCGUGUCAUGGAUUUCUUCAGACGCAUCGACAAGGACCAAGACGGGAAGAUUACGCGGCAGGAGUUUAUCGACGGCAUCUUGGCCUCAAAGUUUCCCACCAGUAAGCUGGAGAUGACGGCGGUGGCAGACAUCUUUGACAGAGAUGGAGACGGUUACAUCGACUACUACGAAUUUGUCGCUGCGCUCCACCCCAACAAGGACGCGUACAGACCAACCACUGAUGCCGACAAGAUAGAGGAUGAGGUGACGCGACAGGUGGCUCAGUGCAAAUGUGCCAAGAGGUUCCAGGUGGAGCAGAUAGGAGAGAACAAGUACCGGUUCUUCCUCGGGAACCAGUUCGGCGACUCGCAGCAGCUUCGUCUGGUGAGGAUUCUGCGCAGCACGGUGAUGGUGCGAGUCGGAGGCGGCUGGAUGGCUCUGGAUGAAUUCCUGGUCAAAAAUGAUCCGUGCCGAGUGCAAUAUCCCGGACUUAAGAUUCUCCGCUCCGACUCCAGUAGCUCCAUCUCAUCUCGUAUAGUGACAGUCACUCCUGGCUAUUUCUGCUGCCGAGCUCGUGGUCGUACAAACCUGGAGCUGAGGGAGAAGUUCAUCCUUCCCGAAGGAGCCACGACAGGCCUGGCUGCGUUCCGCUCCCGGGGACGACGCUCGAAACCUGGCUCCAGAAACGCCUCCCCCACCCGAUCGUCCUCCUCGGCCUCCCACAGCGGUGCCUCCCUCCCCUCCGCUCCCUCCGCCCCUGCCACACCAACAGCCUCUGCAUCAUCCAGGUCCUCCCAUACUCACUCUCGUGACUAUGCCAAACCCUGGCUGGCACACAGUAAAACUCCAACGUCAACCAAGUGCCACUGCUGCCCAGAUCUCGGUCACAGCCACAUCACUCCUGGGCACGAGGGGGCGGCGUCGGGGUCCAAACUAAAGCGGCCGACGUUUCACUCCAGUCGAGGAUCUUUGACCGGAGAGAACGGAGGAACGACGCACACGAGUAAAUCAGGACGGAGCGAACCAAAGCGAGGAGCGAGCGGUGCGACUAGUCGCGCCGGCAGCCAGGCGGGCAGCAGAGCCAGCAGUCGCCGCGGCAGCGACGCCUCGGACGCAUCUGAGCUCCAGGACGCUCGCUCCGUCUGCUCCGACACCUCAGACACGCCCAGACGACCAGGGGGCGGUGCCAAACCAUCCAAAAUCCCCACCAUCUCUAAGAAGGCUCCGAGCCCGAAGACUCCGGGGUCUGCGAAGAAAUAACAGCGACCGCCAUUUUGGGUGUGACCGUCCAUCCGCGGGACGAGAGCUGAAGUUUUGACUGAUGUUUAUCAGGGAAAGAAGGAAGUGGAACGACGAGUCCAAUCUCCUUCUCACUCUUUCCGUGUUCUUGACUGAAACAGUAAAAAGGAGAGAAGAUCUGGUUUUGUCUUUACCAGGUCAAAGUGUGCGAGGACAAAAACCUGACGCGUCCUCUCGAAGAAGUGAAGCCAGUUUGCCUUCCAGUCUCCUGCUUCCUCUGUCAACUGUUCCCUACACCGGUGAGGAACCAAACCAUCCACGGACUGGACUUGAUGCUGCCUUAUUUAGUGUUACACGCGUCUGCCGCGAUCAGACGCAAGCGACGCCGAACGUCGUUAAACUGCUUUAUAACACACACACACACACACGCACAGUUUCACUGUGAGGCGGUGAAAGGGAGUGGGACACAACACCACCACCACAACCACCAUCACCACCACCGCCUCCGCCACUGCUGCCGCCUCCACCAGGAAUAUAAAAACACAACGAAAAGGAGGAAAAAAAGAGGCUCAAAUGACAUUCAGGACAAAAAAAAAAAGAGAAGAAUUGUGGGUAAUUAUUUUGGCUUGUGGGCCACAUGCCUCAACGAUGAGUUAAAAAAGAAAAUAUGCAAUGACUGCCAUGUCGCUUCCUCUGGACUGGUUGGUGAAGAGAAAAAAAAGGGUUCACCUCAGCAGAUCUGCAGGGGCAGACGCCACAUGUGGGGAACUCAGGAGGCGGGAAACACACACCGGCCGAACUCAGACUCCGAGGACGGACGGUGGCGACUGCAGCCGAGGACAGAAAACGCUGGAGACUUUAACAUCGUGUGUUUAACUUUGUGUUUGAGCAUUUUUCAAAUGCGAAAAAUGGGAGGCAGCAUUGUUUUUUUUUUUCCUGUCACACGCCACCGUAACAGUCUAAACACACACACGCACGACACCACAGCAGGACUGUUGCUAUGGCGACUAACAGUCACACACGUCAGUGUAACCCGCAGAGUUUCAACUACCAGCAUGCACUAAGAUCAUCUCAUUCUCUGCAGCUCCACCUUAACAUCGACACUGCGUUACCCUUAGCAACCCAGACAAACAUACAUGCAGGAAGCGUGUGUGUGUGUGUGUGUGUGUGUGUGUGUGUGUUCAAUAAAUAAUAACUAAAGGUCAUUGACUUGAGUCACUGUAUGCAAACAUUUUACUUUGCGAAUGUCAAUUUUUUUCUCCUCUCGUCGUUUUCUGGUUAAUUUAUAAUCCAGUUUUGUUAUUUAGUUUGGAUAAAAACAAAAAAGUAUUUAUUUUUCAGCUACAUGUCAUAUCAUCGUCGACGGCGACAGAGACUCUUUUUUUUUGUUUGUUUGUUUUAGCGCGUCUGGCACAUGACGCCGCUCUCUCACUCGCUCGCCUUGUUGUUGUUUUUUUUGUUUAUUUGUUUGCUAUUAUUCCCAGAUCAUGACCAAAGGGGUUUGCCCUUCACAUGUUGAGAGAACUACAACUAUGAAUGACAGGCGUCCUGGGGCAGAGCCGACCAAUGAGAGCACCCCACGCCGCCGGUGUCUCUUCUAGGCUUUUUUCAAAUGUCUCGUCGAUGACGGGGCCCGAGUGUCUGACCCAUGUUUUCUCAAUGUAAGAGAUGAAGUUUAUAAAAGAAAUGAAAUUAUAGUCAGAAAGAAAGAAAGAAAACAUCUUAAGGUGAUUUUUAUUUAUUUAUUGUCUCUCUGAAGAAGAGGAGGAGGAGAUUCAGGGUGAAGGAGGAGAGUCACCACUUUUUGAUGCUGUGCUUGUGUGAUGAUGAGAACAUUCGGGGGGCGGGGCUGUUACUAUGAGUCAAUUGUGUAAAAGUUAAACGAAAAACUAAAAUUCUAAACUUUUUUUGUUCUGUUUUUGUAUUAAAAUAUGCUUGCAGUAAA
This is a messenger RNA of Solea senegalensis (Senegalese sole), 27278 nucleotides long. RefSeq names its product microtubule actin crosslinking factor 1a (gene macf1a). Gene Ontology annotation, cellular component: membrane; cytoplasm; actin cytoskeleton. The transcript has 108 exons. The coding region runs from base 692 to 25354 and encodes 8220 amino acids. The record is from RefSeq and is a predicted model, not a curated record. Gene Ontology annotation, molecular function: calcium ion binding; keratin filament binding; cadherin binding. NCBI's taxonomy places the organism in Eukaryota, Metazoa, Chordata, Actinopteri, Pleuronectiformes, Soleidae. Gene Ontology annotation, biological process: regulation of microtubule-based process; wound healing; intermediate filament bundle assembly.